CUCAGGAUGAAACUGUGGCGGAGGUCAGCUUGGCCUUUGCAGGUGGCCUUCCUCGUUGCCUUGGUGAUGCUCAGUGUUGACCCGGUGUCUGCUGGCAACCGUAACCACCGGGGACCGACAGUCUCGUAUCAGGUGAAGCAGGGGACGUGUGAAGUGGUGGCCGUCCAUCGCUGCUGUAAUAAGAACAAGAUUGAGGAGCGCUCUCAAACUGUCAAGUGUUCCUGUUUCCCGGGGCAGGUUGCCGGCACCACCAGAACCAGACCUUCGUGUGUGGAAGCCUCUAUUGUAGUCCAGAAGUGGUGGUGCCAGAUGCAUCCGUGUAUGGAUGGGGAGGAGUGUAAGGUCCUGCCUGACCUGACUGGCUGGUCCUGCAGCACUGGCAACAAAGUCAAAACCACCAAGGUCACACGAUAGCAAGAGAGCCGCUGAGCCAUGAGGAAACCUGAAACUCUCCAUGUGGAAAGGAUGACUCACACAUUUUUACUGUACGAUGGGGAGGAAUAUCAAGGAAAGGACCGCUGUCAGGCCAUCCAUCACAAAACAAUGGGAUAAAAUAUACUCAUCACAAACUAUGUACUCUUGGCUACAUGGAGCCGCACAUAUGGCAUAUACAACAUGCUGUUUAAGACCAAUGGACUACAAUCAUGGACAUCCAGGGUACAAGUGGAUACAGAUGGACUCUUAUUUUCCAGUAAAGGACAAUGUGUGGAUUGAUCACAAACUGGUCGAUUUUAGACACAGAUUAAGUAUUUCAAAGUAUAUAUUUCAACAAAGCAUAUGUGGACGAGUGUGAGAUGUGAGCUAAAAGCUUAGAGUGCUGCUGAAUGCCGUCCAGACCUGUCUCAAUACGUAGAGCUUAUACCGGAGACAGCGCAGAUGAUUUGGCAGAAAUGAAAGCGAUAGCAGCUCAUAACUAGCAAAUAGCAAAUAGGCGUGGAAUUGCUCUUGUGGGUCGAGUCACCACCAUGAAGACUGUUUUGCAGAAGUCAUUUUGCAGUUCUCAUUAGGAAUUGCAGGGUAGGAUCAUAACAACAUAUUAAAAAUUCAUGUAAGAUAUUUGCACUAGUUGAGACCGUUUGGGAAUGUUUUGUUUUUCUAGAUUCCUCCCAUCUUUUGCUGUGGAUGUCACAUGAAAUUGAAGGUGAGCAUUUUGUAAAACAUCAGACGCUUGAAGUAGAUAAAUAUAUACAAAUAUAUAGACAUCACGCCCCAUUUUUUCUGAGUAGUUAUUGGUUAAAAAUGGCUCUGAUGACUGAGCCUCACUUACAUGCAGCCUGAUACAAUAUGAACUAGAGGAGUGUGAUUCAUCCAUCUCAUUUUUGCCCAGAAACCUUUUCCAACUCAGCCUUCAAACGUAUAUAUAUCUUUCAUCUA
Messenger RNA from Pleuronectes platessa (European plaice), 1374 nucleotides. RefSeq names its product TAFA chemokine like family member 4b (gene tafa4b). The transcript has 4 exons. Bases 7 to 414 code for a protein of 135 amino acids. Lineage: Eukaryota; Metazoa; Chordata; Actinopteri; Pleuronectiformes; Pleuronectidae. The record is from RefSeq and is a predicted model, not a curated record. Gene Ontology annotation, molecular function: receptor ligand activity.